Messenger RNA from Dendroctonus ponderosae (mountain pine beetle), 878 nucleotides. Its product is annotated as transmembrane protein 267. The coding region runs from base 111 to 746 and encodes 211 amino acids. The transcript has 3 exons. The record is from RefSeq and is a predicted model, not a curated record. NCBI's taxonomy places the organism in Eukaryota, Metazoa, Arthropoda, Insecta, Coleoptera, Curculionidae.
UGGAAAAUCCCUGAAAUUGUGGGGUUAAGUUUAAAUGAAAAUGUCAACAAGUCUACAAGUGUAAACUAAUAAAUAAGAUUAAUAAAAGGCAAAUAAUUGCAAGGUUUAGCAUGGUCUUAUAUCGAGUGCUUUUGAAUGUGAACGUGUUACUAACGGUGUCUGUGAGUGUGGCAGCUGUAUUGGGUGACUAUUUAAUCACCAUCUGUAACAGCCCCCUGGUCAAAGCCCUAUGUGAUAACAUUACUCACGCUCUUAUUGGGGGGCUCGCAUGGACCAUUUACUACUUAAACCGGGCUAAAACACUUGAGGAAUCCGAUCAGCGGCAUGGGGCCCUCGAAGUGCUUGCCUGCACCUUUUUAUCAUCGGUGAUCGAUUUGGACCACUUUAUAGCCGCGAGGUCCACCUUAUUAAAGAACGCCACAGCGUUGAUGCAGAGACCCUUUCUGCACUGCUCCACCACCCCCCUGGUGCUGUUUUUGGUUCUUUUACUAGUCAGCCAAACAUGGAAAGUCCCUGCUUUCAAGCAGGGGGCUUUGAUAGGGCUCACCGCUUUUGCCACCCAUCAUAUCAGAGACGCCGCUAGAAGGGGCCUCUGGCUGUACCCUUUUGGAAGCACUGCCCCUAUUCCAUACUGGCUCUAUAUUGCGCUGUGUGCUUUAGUGCCUUAUGUGGUUAUAUUUCUGGACAAAUCGCUUAAACAGCAGCAACGAGUGAUGACCAAUGAUGGCUACUCGCAUGUUGUCUAGGUUUGAUGAUAUGGCCACAUGCAGCUUCGUUCCUGGUUGCGGUAUAGAUGUAGAACCGAUUGAGCUCUAAAGCUCCAGUUGCCAUUGCCGGAUAGACCGUAAAUACAAGCACUUUUCUAUAUGAAACAUCAA